UGUCAAAUUUUGACUUCGGGGACGAAUCAAUACAAAACGUGUUUAUGAUCGUGAUUUUUCGCUAUUAGAAAUAAUGAAAAACUUAAAUGUUUGGAACGUCUCCUUUGGAGAUCUCAACCUAAAAUCGGAAAAUAAACUCAUAGUCUGUAAUGGCCAUGACGAAGUCAGCUCCUCUAACGAACUAUAUGUUUGUACACAUAACCUCAGUGUGAUAUGUUUUGAUGAAAAUAAUGAGGCAAAGUGGACCAAAGAUCUGUCGGAUAUUGCGUCUCCGGACAACAGCCCUGUGAACAUUACAUUUCUCGGACUGACCAACACUCUUUGUGUGGGACUGGCGAAUGGUGAACUAAUUACCAUUAGCGACAAUGGCAAUAUUGUAGACUCAGCUGGAGUCUGCGACAAUGGCUUACUGGCCAUGGAAUGGAGUCCAGACCAAGAGCUUCUAGUACUGGUCACGAAAGACAUGAACAUGAUUCUAAUGAAUAUGUUCGAUCCCAUACAUGAGAUCAACUUGUUCAAUGAAGAGUUUGGAGAGAAACAAUUCAUAACCGUUGGCUGGGGGAAGAAGGAAACUCAGUUCCAUGGAUCAGCUGGCAAACAGGCUGCUAAACUGAAGAAUGAAGUUGUUGCAGAUCCAACAGUAGAUGAUGAUGCAGUGAAAAUAUCCUGGAGAGGAGAUGGAAAUUUGUAUGCAGUAGGUUUUAUGAUGAAUGGAAUUAGAAGAUUCAAAGUUUUUGACAAAGAAGGACAUUUACAAUACACAAGUGAAAAACAACAAGGCUUAGAAUCAAACUUGUCUUGGAGACCCAGUGGAAAUCUCAUAGCCACAACACAGAAACUUAAUGAAAAAUAUUUAGUGUCCUUCUUUGAGAAGAAUGGCUUAAAACAUGGAGAAUUUGAUGUUCCUGUAAAUGCUAACACAGUUGUAGAGGACAUCACUUGGAGUUCAGACUCAGAAAUAUUAACUUUACAGUGCAGAGACACUAUAAGUAAUGUACAGACUGUGCUUCUGUAUACAAUUGGUAAUUACCAUUGGUACCUUAAACAAACAUUAACCUUCAACGCUGAACAGAAUAUAAGCAGGAUCAUGUGGGAUAAUGACUUUGAUAUAGCCAACAAUAAGAAGCUGCAUGUGUUUUUACAUAAUGGGCAACAUUUUUCGUACAAUUGGAUUUGGAAUGUAGAUAACAGCAGAGGUUUUGGGGCUGAUGACGAUGCAGUAGUAGCAGUCAUUGAUGGAAAUAAACUACUUUUGACAGGAUUUAGACAAACUGUUGUGCCACCUCCAAUGUCAGCCUUUGAAAUACAAGUGGAUGCAAAUAUCAACUCUGUCCACUUUGCUCCUCAAAAACAAAAAGAAGGAGACCCUGACCCUAAUUCUUUCUUUGUUUUUACUUCAGACAAUAAGUUGGUAUUUUAUAGACAAACUAAUAAGUUUCCUCUGCAGUAUGAAAUUUCUAAAAUUGUGGAGGCAGAUAAAUAUGAUUUUCCUUUUCAAUGUUACAAUUGGUUCUGGGUUAAUGCUGAGACCCUAAUAUGUAAUGCUGUUUAUAACAGCGACACUGACAAUUUGGUGGAGCUCCUCAUUGGCUCAGAGAAAAUCGAAAAGAAGGAUGAAAGUUCUUUGCCUGCACCUGUAGCUAGGAUUCAAUCUCACCCUUCUAAUCCUUCUGCUGUAUUUUUACAACUCCAAGAUGGAAUAAUUGUACAACAGAAACUUGGAGAAGAUUUAGAAAUUCAGGAUGUCUCAUUUCAAGUAGCAUGUCCGAAAUUUGAUGUGCUUCUAGUAGAAAACGAGGUACAUUUCAUAGGAUUAUCACAUAAAGGUCAUCUUUAUAUGAAUGAUAGAGUGAUAAUGAACAAUGUUAGUUCAUUCUUUGUCCAUACUCAUUUCCUAUUGCUAACAACACUGCAGCAUGUGCUUCUGUGCACUGAAUUAACCAAGGCAGGUCUUGAAGCUAUUACUGAAUAUCAAAAAACUGAAUCCAAUCAUGUCUAUAAGAGGAAAAUUGAAAGAGGAGCUAAAUUAGUAAUAGCUGUACCAAAUGAUACUAGGACAGUGUUUCAAAUGCCAAGGGGAAAUCUUGAAACUAUCCAACCAAGGCCUUUAUCAUUGAAGAUUAUUGGAGAAUACCUUGAUCGACUACAGUAUCAUGAGGCAUUUGACCUCAUGAGAAAACAAAGGAUCAAUUUGAAUCUCAUUUAUGACCAUGAUCCAGAUAAGUUUGUAAAGAACAUUGAAAUAUUUUUGGAAUCGGUUCAGAACAUUUCAUGGCUAAAUCUGUUUCUUUCUGAUCUAGAAAAUUCGGAUGUGACAAAAACUAUGUACUCUAGUAGUUACGCUGGCAAACCAGACAAACCAAAAACUGAUGUAGAUUCUAAAAUCCAAAAUAUAUGUGAUAUUGUAAGAGAAUAUUUGAAAAAGAGGACAGAUAGUGAUAGUAAGAUAUUACCUUUAUUGACAACGUUUGUAAAGAAAAAUACAAUGAAAGAUUUAGAAAGCGCUCUAUCAAUCAUUAAAGAACUUAAAAUUCAGGAAUCUGGUGGAUCAAAGUUACCUGUAGGGUCAGAUGAAGCACUGAAAUACUUAUUGUAUAUGGUUGAUGUAAAUCAACUCUUUGAUGUUGCUCUUGGCAUGUACGACUUUGACUUAGUUCUAUUAGUUGCAUAUAAGUCUCAGAAAGAUCCUAAAGAAUAUGUCCCAAUGCUUGAUGAACUGAAUGAAAUGGAAGAAAACUACAAAAGAUUUACGAUUAACAAACAUUUAAAGCGGUUUGACAGAGCAGUAGAGAGCCUUGUACUUUGUGGAGAAAAAAGACAUAAUGAGUUAAAAACUUUCGUGAAGUACCACAGUCUUUAUAGAGAAGCGUUGGCUCUGUUUUCACCAAAUGAUGAAAUAUUCAAGGAAAUAUCAGACGACUUUGGCCUUUAUUUGAAACUGAAGAAGCAAUUCACAGAAGCUGGGUUGGUUUAUGAAAGAGCGCAAAUUAUAGAUAAAGCCAUUGAAUGUUAUAAAGAGGCUUCAGAAUGGGAAUUGGCAAUAAGUUUAGCUAAAGUUACUUGGCCUGAAGCUGAUUUCAAGAAUUUGUGUUGGGAUCUAGUAAAUGGCUUAAAAGAACAAAAGCGACACAAAGAAGCAUUAACAGUUUUGGAUCAGUACUACGGGAACAAUGAAGAAACAAUUUCGUAUGCAAUUGAAUGUGGCCAGUAUAAAACAGCGUUAACACUCUGUUCCCAAUAUCAAAAAUCUAAUUGGAAAGAUGAAAAAAUUCUACCAGCUAUAUUAGAAGAAUAUAAGAAUAUGAAAGAACUUAUUGAAAACAAUUUUGCAACAUUCAUAAGACAUCGUGAGCGCCUACAGUUUGUCAGAGAAAAUAAAACAAAACAUCCUGUGGACACAUUUGAUUUCUAUACAAACAAGGACAGCGAUUUAUAUUCUGAUGCAGGGAGCACUCUGGCUUCAUCGUCUAGAGGUUCAAGCCGAUCAUUCCGUUCAAGUAAGAACAGACGAAAACACGAGCGUAAAGUAGCGUCGCUAAAAGAAGGUUCUCAGUAUGAAGAUGUUGCUCUGGUCAUGACUUUGCAUACCCUGGUCACAGCUACUUUCGAUUUGAGGUUGCAAAUAAAAGAGGUUGUCAUUGCAUUGAGUUACUUCAGUAAGGAUAAAGAAGCUUACAUCUUACAGACAUCUUUGGAAAAAGUUUUGAAAGAAAUGAAGGACAGUUUCAAACAAAUAUGGACCAAUGAGCUUGUAUUAGAAGCAACAAAUGCAACUAUUGCUGCCCAGAAUGUACCAGAAGGACAGAGCAUUAUUCCACAAGGCAUAGCCACACUUGAACCCCACAUAAGGAUAGCACCAGUGAUUGCAGACAUUAGUUGGAAACUUGAAGGCCUUAAUUAAAUAACAUAUAUAAAAUGUAAUGUGAUUAAUGUAGUAAAACUAUGUUAAUAUCAAUAAAUAUUUUAUUAAAAUCA
Helicoverpa zea (corn earworm) is the source of this 3975-nucleotide messenger RNA. It is a transcript of the gene Elp1, whose product is annotated as putative elongator complex protein 1. Gene Ontology annotation, molecular function: protein binding; tRNA binding. The record is from RefSeq and is a predicted model, not a curated record. Lineage: Eukaryota; Metazoa; Arthropoda; Insecta; Lepidoptera; Noctuidae. The coding region runs from base 74 to 3901 and encodes 1275 amino acids. Gene Ontology annotation, cellular component: elongator holoenzyme complex; cytosol. Gene Ontology annotation, biological process: tRNA wobble base 5-methoxycarbonylmethyl-2-thiouridinylation. The transcript is spliced from 8 exons.